Messenger RNA from Monodelphis domestica (gray short-tailed opossum), 1803 nucleotides. Its product is annotated as FMR1-interacting protein NUFIP2-like. The record is from RefSeq and is a predicted model, not a curated record. NCBI's taxonomy places the organism in Eukaryota, Metazoa, Chordata, Mammalia, Didelphimorphia, Didelphidae. Gene Ontology annotation, molecular function: RNA binding. Gene Ontology annotation, cellular component: cytoplasmic stress granule; nucleoplasm.
AUGGAGGGCGGACAGAUCCCACUUCAGGCUUGGGUACCAGUCCAGAAUAAGAGGCAGAAAAAGAGAGUCAAGGGCAACCCUCAGGCUCAGGCCCAGAAUGAGCAAGAGAAACCUGUGCAGAACCCCAGGAAAGUGCAGCAGGGCAUGAUCCAGGAUCCCAAGGCCCUAGUAUGGAAGAGCAAACAUCAGAAAGCUCAGCCCUAUGUAAAAAGGACUCCCACCAUAGAAGUCAGCACCCCUGAAGAAGUGGAAAGCAUACCCAAGAGCCUCAGUGGAAAUGAAGACAAAAAGCUGGCCAGAGCUGUAGCAGAUAAGCCCCCAAAAGCACAGGCCCUAAAUAAUCCCAAGACAUCAGGAGAUACACUCAACCAAGUCAAAGCCAAGCCUUUUGGUUCUCCUGCUAAUGGCCAGGAGGACAGAGAGGCAGAUAAGCAUGACAGUGACUGGGACAGCAGCUAUUCAGGGCAUAAACAACAGAAGCCCAGAUUCAGUCUCCCCAAUGUUGGGGAGAAUUUCCACUUAACAAAGGCCAGCAUGAAGUCCCAAGAGCCCAGGUGCCCUGUGUCACAGCAGAGGCCUGACAACCUUAAGCUCACUGGCAGUAACCACAGGGGCAUCAGAGUAGGUACCCCGAGGCCUCCAGUUUGCAACCCUAGGAGCACUGGGGCAAGCCCAGGCCACAGAAAUAACCAGAAGCCCUUGCCCACCAAACCUGAUCUGAGCAGCCCAAAUCUGGACACAUGGUCCCAAAGCAAGCCCACGCCCCCCACUGUCCCUAAAGAGGAGAACCAGGGCCUUUGCAAACAGCCAGCUAUUUUUCCAGGGAGCAACUAUACUGUCCCUGAAGUCAGUUAUGCCAGCAAGGUUAAACAAAACCUAUGCAAGGUCCCCAAAUCCUUCAUUUCCUCAGGGUUGGCUUCAGAACCAUUACUGUUUCAGCCUCAGACAUCUGCCUUGGUGGAGUCUCCCAUCCUACCACCUGGCCAAAGGCUGAGCCAAGUCCCUGGGUCUCCCCUGGGGCCAGUUAAUCCACUGGGCUCUCUUAACAGGCCUGAACAGAACAUGCCUAUGGAUGCUUGCCUAAUGAAGUGUCCCAUGCCUAACCUUAAGUCCAAAGUGAGUCCAAGGUGCCCAGGCAUAGAACAGAGCUUCACCUGCCCCUCCAUGCUGAUAACCACAACCAAGGACCUGAUGCCAAACUGUAGGUCCUCCCAGAUAGAAGCCCAAAUGCUGAGGGACAUCGUCAAAAACAAAUGGGGUUUAUCAUUUAUUAGUGAGAUCGACAUCGAACCUGAGACUGCGCAAGAGAUGGCAUCAGAGGCUCAAGUCAAACAGCCUACACUGCCACACAAGUGUCCCACCCCCAGCCCCCUGGCUGCCCAGGAGACUGCAGGAAACCCCACUGGGGCUGAGCACCUAAAGCACUCCCCCCACGUUUGUGAUGUGAACAAAUGGCUUAACCCACAAGGAUCAGAGGGCAUCAUCAAACUAGCCAUUCUGAAGAGCAAGAGUGAUGAAGCCUUCAUUCCGGUGCCCAGUAUUAGAGAUGACCUGCAGGAGGCAGACCAGAGGAGCACAGGGUCAUUCAUGCUCCUCUGUAAUGAAAACCAGCUGGACUCUUCUGAGCCCUUUACCUUGAGUCUUGACCCCAUCUUGAAAGAAGCAGAAAAGAAAGAUGAAUGGAAACCAUUUGAUUUCAGGGCCGCUGUGGAAUACCACAUGGCUGAAAUGAAAUCUGUCUGGGAUUUGCAGAAGAAAGACCCCCUAAAAGUGAUCAUUUAUGAUGAGUCUUUGGACUUAUAA